AAGACAAUGUUAUUAGUAAUAGUACGAAUGCUGAUUGCAAUGAUGGCCUUUUACAUCGGCUAACUGUACGUCACUUCGUCUAAUUUUUCUUGGAGUGAAUCGAUUUAAACCGAAACAAUCGGAAUAGUUUGCGCUCUUCAAGCUGUUUUCGAAUCUUCGAAAUCGUUUAACGUUAUCCCUCCCUGUGCAGUCGUUGUUCUGAGAAGGCACGACUGUUUUCGUGUGGAUGGGGUUGCGAAGAAAAGCCACAACGUUAUGGUUUCGUAAAAACGGUAGACUUAGACGGAUAAAACUUGUAAAACAAAUAUACAUAACGAGAGAUGGUGUGUCUGUUGCGCCUCCUCCUGAUGCUAAGCCAGUAUCAGGAGAGGUCGCCAGACUGCCGUCACGAGGGGCCUCUCAGCGGGAAUUUUGAAUGCAGGCGAUGCAACCCCCAACCUCAGUUGACCGCGAUAAAUAGAAAAAUUCCAAACAGUGAACAACCUCACGAUUGGCAGCGGCAGCUGCACCAUUAUCGGAUUAUUGUAUAGCACGAGAGUAACAUGACAGUUGUCUGCGUUUGGGGUCACGGAAUAACAGUGACGACAGGCGUUGCCGAAGCCACGUCGGCCGAUUUAGCCCUACCCAUCCCUCCACUACUCCGAACAGAAUCCCUAAUAACAGAACAAGAUCUGUCAUCAAACAACAAGCAGCAGUGAAAUCAUCAUCAUCAAGCAGCAACAACAACAACGACAAAAGCAGUGGCAGCGCUAACAAAGCUAGGACGAGCCACAACGCAUACAAGGAUAGUAAUUUUAGCACCAACCAUAAAUACCGCGACGACAAAAGGACGCGGUGGGAUGGCAGGAAAGUAGCGAUGAUAAUCGUGGCCAAGAUACUACGCUCGUUAUCCAUAACAGGGAGGUCAGACUUGUUUAUGAGCAACGUAGAGUGCGGUGCUGCUAUGUGCGUAAGGACACCAAGAGAACAGCCGUGUCGUAGGCUGAGACCGAGCGGAGUAGGGGCCGUUAACAGCUCAUCAACGGACCAUGAGCGUCAUCAACGGGUGCUUCAAACCAGAAUCGGCUGAAGGCUACGCAAGGGCUAUUUACGCCCUGAGGGAAACUUCGAAGGCAGGAAGGCUUCAAAUACCAAUUAUCAUGAAGACAGGGUGCACGGCUGAGAGAGCAACGCCGACGUUUCUAUUUUUCAACAGUAUGUACAAAUGUAGGCUACAAUGCAAUCGGCAUCUUUAACUGCUUCGAAACAGUAAACAGUGAUUACGUUUAACUCCUUUCAUGUUAUAAAAGAGCCAGUAAAAAAGCUGGCAGAAAGGCGAAUCAAUCAGUUAGACUGCUGCCAAAGGAGACAACCGUUGCGAUAAGAAGUUGUAGAAAGUAGAGACGAUGCCAAACGCCAUUUGAAGAGACGUAAUAGCUCUUCAAGAUAAAAGGUACAUUUAUAUCUUCAGCACUGUAGAACUUCACCAGCUCCACGGCAAAGUCGCUCUAAAACUGCUUGUUGAAUUCGUACAGUAUCGAAUAUUGGCUAAAUACUUGAAGUAUCAAAGGCUGGGCUUCAUAGACAGACACACCGGCAACGCAAAGACACAGUUAUAAUUUGUCUCAACGAUCGUAUUGACAUGCGUUGCGAGGUCGAGAUAAGGGCCUUCUUGACACACUGCUCGUUAUAUAGCUAGAUAAUCGAUAGCGAGUGAUAAUGAAAUGAAAACUAAUAGUUAUGGACAACAUAAAGGCCCUUACAUGGAGGGAUUCUUCAGGGCUUUUUCUAGGCUAAGCGGGUGAAUAAAUAGGCGAACAAACAGAUAGAACGAAAGCAAGAAAGAAAAUUAAAGAUCAGGCAUCGUAGAAAUCACGAUACUUCAAAUGUUUACCAUCGGAGUGAAUAGUUUUGUAGUUCAACGCAGACAGCACGUUUUGACGUUACUGAAUAACCGCUGGCCAUUGAGCGACCGCGAUUGUGGACACCGUCGCAGCGGGCAGUCACGGAAUUUUCUGUUUCGUAUUCAUCCUCAAACAAAGUGCUGUGCAUCGCCUGGGAAACUGAAAAAUCCAAACCGCUAAACGGAAGCCUAUUCCCUAUCUAUCGAACGCGAAGAACAUGUCUUGAUCUUCUGUGUUCUUCAUCUCCUCGUCGGGUCUCGUGAGCUCUCACAUGCUGAACACGCCCCAGUCAGCAAAGUCUAUUUUUUUAAAACAAAUACUUUGUUCUUUGUACUGAUGGCAUUUUCGCGAUGCGCGCAACGCGAUAUACACUCACGAGUAUAAAGUAAAACAGAAAGACACCCAACGUGAAGUUCGCAGCGAACAACGGACACCGAAUAUACCCGAUGAAGGACAACAGCAACAACAACAAUAUGACAGCAAGCAAACGCCUAAAAUAAAGGACGCAAAGCCCGAAAAAACAGUGAGUUCGCUUAUAUUGUUGUCUAGUCAUCGUUGGACAAUGCCGCGGAGGUGCUCAAGCGCCCAAAGCACGAAGGACGAUUGAGAGCUCUUCAGACAGGUGACACAGUCAGUUAUCGAGACGAGGAGAUAGUGCAGACGCCAUUGCCUUCUCGAGCCAAAUAUCCACUGCUAAUACGAUUCCCAGAGGCAACAAUGCUUAGCUCAUGUAGACAAAACGGGACAUCGUGUGUCUCCGCGAAAGCCAGAGGAAAGAGAUUACGGGACAAUUAUCACAUCGCUUUUGAUCAGGUAAUGUCGAAACGCGAAGAGCAAGACAAGAAAUGGAGUCAACGAUGAUGUUUCUACAGGUAAACGAGAUCCAAUGUAAUGUUUAGAUUUGCUUCUUGUGCCUAUCCCUGUUGAUCCUGUACGCAUCAUGUUUCAGCUUUCGUAGAUCUACUUUUUGUAACCUACUGUUGUUCUGCGGCUAGGUGAAACUAUGGGGUAGCAGCCUUAUUACGAGUCAAAGGAAGGCUUCACUGCAAGUCUCGCUUGCUCGUUCCGGGUUCGUAUCACUAUUGCUCGUGAUGUAGUUGAGUUCGCCAAAAUCUACCUGCCCCCCGAUUCACAGCCAUGCGUAUCAAGCUUCUCUGUUACAUCAACAGAACGAAAGAAGGAAAAACACACCCUGGACGACUCGAGAAACAGAUGUCUGGGGCGUCCAGUCGAUCGCGUCGCUGCACUACCGUUGGCAGCGUCAAUCGCAGCGGCGGAAAAACAAACUAGCAGAAGCAGCCGACAUCUACUAAAAUGUUGGUCGUUCCGUUCAUGCGAUCUCUUUGCACCCAUUCACAUACCCGUCUGCAGCCAACUGUCUGCACCUUUACGUGAGCAUCGAAUUAAGGGGCCGGUACGCGACUGAAUUGUAUUGUGCUUUCGUCGACAAAAUUGCGAUUGAGCCUGAAACCAAUUUAGCACGCGAGUUCAGCGGCUGGGGCACGUCCCAACUACACAACAAAAGCUUUCAUUCGCAGGCCUACUUUCAGGACUAACAAUGGCCCCCACCACUCGAUCUAAAGCUUCUCUCAAAACCAUACUGUUCUCUCCAGCCAAGCUGAUCCGUAAGAAGCUACGUACCAACGUAAAACUACAGACAAACAGUCGUCUGUUCCUUGCAUCUACUACCGAUGAGCUUUCGUGCACGCACAACGUGAGCGACACAUGCACGACGUCAGAGGAACGUGAACUACGCGACCUCUGUAUAGAGGACGCAGCGUCCUAUUCCGAACUAGCGGAAAUUAACGGGCAGGAAAUUCAUCGUCUUCUAUCAAACUGCGAAAGUAUUUGGACGGUUCUCUGGCGUGGUCCCUUGGCUCGUGGUGGCGCCCUAACCUCAUCUCAACGGAACGCGCAUAAAAGUUUUCAUGAAAAUCUUUUACUUAAACUCAAAGCGACUAACACAGAAAUGAUGGAAGUACUAUGGAGAAAACCUAGGAUGUCGUGUCGACAGCACCUGGAUAUAGGUGAAACUCGCCGGCAGAUCAACAACAUGCACUCGAUAACGACGCUUCUGUUCGAAGAACUGCUAAAAUACAUUGAGAGGUGCCCCAGUCCGGUCAACGUAUAUGGGACGCGCUGCAAUCUGACCACACGGGAACGUCUUACGGAAGCCAACUGCCGUCUCGACCAGGCGAAAGAAAAAUUACGAAAGAUCUGUGUACGAGAUGGGCAACGUUUGGAGACGCAGUUCCAUCAGUUCAUCGCCAGCUGCGACGCUUUAAAUGAAUUCCUGUCUGGUAUAAGUCCUGGCAACUCGCUUGUGUUGAACAUGGAAGAAUAAUCGCCCUAGACAGAUUGUGAUACAUCUAUGAUCUUACGCGACGCCGUUCCAACAAAAGUAGUAAGGCGCACAAGGUUCCGUUCCGGUGAAGGCUGAACCACAAAUAAAGCGUGCAUAAAGAAAUUCAUUGAGGACUGGAUUAGAACACGAAUAGCUUUAAAAAAAAGGUGCGAACGAGAUUAGAACGUUAGCAGCAAAGGUGUUUUGUACUGGCCCACAAAUAAAGAUCGCCAUUAUUUAGAAUAGCGUGUGUGAAGCAUCCUAAAAGGAAGUAUGACAUGGCUUUAUUUACUAUAAUUAACCAAAGUUAUUUUUAUUAAAGCUUAUUUUUGCGACUAACAUGAACACUCCUUUUUGUUAAGUCAGCUUCGACUCCUCUCAUCGUUUAUCCAUCUAACAUUCAUUUAAUUUUGACCGUGAUAUAUAUAUAUAUAUAUAUAUGUAUAUACUUUUAAAAUUUGUAGAUUAUAUAUAAGUUCGUCAUGAUACAAAGCAAUGUCGAUGCGAUUAUGUCUAUUUGGGUAUUUUUUAUUUUCGGAAAAUUCAGCUGUUUUUCUUUGUCGACAUCUAUUGUUAUAUAGAAUUUAUUCUAUAUAUAUAUUUACAUGGAUACGGCUUACUAUAGACAGAAGACAUCAUACAUUUCCAUAGAAUAUUAAAAAACAAAUUUAUAAGGCGAUUCGACGAAAUAAUGCACUGUGCAUAAGAGGUUAAUUUGCACAAAUGAAUAAUAUGAGGGAUGUAUACACUAAUGUGGUGUGAAAUGUUUGUUUCAAGCACUAAAAAUGCAAGAAACAUGUGUGGAGAAACACUAUAUAGUGUUUCAGCAUGAGGGACAUACGUACAACGCGCGAAUCAUGAGUAUCGCCGCGUACGGUGUCCUCAGUUCUCACACACAUGUAAUUGUUUGCUAUCUAAACUAUUAUAGAUACGCUCCGUAAUUAGUCACAAGUCAAUAAUGAGAGUUUCAAAACCCUACCAGAUGAGUAAAGGCCGUUGAAGAACGUUUGGAGCCUUGCGUAGUGCUAUUUAGUAAUAAUAAUAAUGAGAGAAAUACACCCUUAAGGAUUGUGAGAUAAAGAAGGCAUUGUUCUGAAACAAA
Varroa destructor (honeybee mite) is the source of this 5329-nucleotide messenger RNA. RefSeq lists its product as uncharacterized. The record is from RefSeq and is a predicted model, not a curated record. Lineage: Eukaryota; Metazoa; Arthropoda; Arachnida; Mesostigmata; Varroidae.